Messenger RNA from Cladocopium goreaui, 1200 nucleotides. The record is from the annotation of a GenBank genome assembly. NCBI's taxonomy places the organism in Eukaryota, Dinophyceae, Suessiales, Symbiodiniaceae.
AUGUGCCAUGCAGCCUCUGACGACUUCGGCCACCGCGCUGCCACGCAGCGCCUCCGCGCGCAGCUCGCGGCGCAGCUCCAGCGCCGCGUCGACGCCCAAAGCGGCGCUGACGCUGAACGCGGCGAACGCGGUGACGUGGAACGGACGCGAUGGGACUAUGUGAGGCAGUUGGAGAACCAGCUGGCUGUGAAGACUGGUCUCCUGGACGAGGCCUUGAGGUUGCACCGGCUCUUCCAUGGAAGGCUGGUGAGUCUUUCCGAGGGGCUUACUUGGAAGGAUCAGCAGUUGGAGCAGCUGGCGCGCAGCGAGCGAACUGCUUGGCGCCAGGCCGAGAAAGACACGCAGGAGAUGCGCCAGUGGCGGCGGCGCGCUGAGAGUUUGGAGGAGGAAAACACUGCACUGCGGGAUGAACUGCGGGAAUCGUCCGAGAACAACUUGCGCCUCCGGCAGUUCUUGGACGUCCUGGAAGUUCAAGCGGUGAAAGGUUAUGGUCUGCGGUCCAGAACUUUCAGUCAGCAGUUUCCCACGGAGGAGACGAAGUUCGAGCAGACGCGGAGAGUGUCGGAGGAGCAGCUGCCCCCCGCCGCCCCGCUGCCAGCGCUGAUCCGCGCCACGCCCGGGGAGUCGGCAGCGAAGCUGUCCUUCUUUCUGACGCCGCAGGAGGCCUGGGCGCAGGUGGGUAGCAGCGCAUCAGAUCGGUUGUGCGGCGUGAACUUGGAACGUCUCAAAGUGGACGAGCCCACGAUCACUUCCGCGCGGAGUCGCUUGGAUCGCGUGGACGAGGCCAAAGUGGCCGAGGAGGCCAAGGAAGAGACAAAGCAGGCAAGCAUCUCGAGCACCAAGGAGGUUCUGGAGAUUAGCCGUGAUUCGGGCCAACGAUCCUCGGCCAACUCACCCAAGAAGCGGGGGAACCUCAGCUCCGCGGCGCCGCCGGUGCUGGGGGCACCGCAUCCGCGGCCGGUGCGCUACAUGUCGGCCACACAGCUCAGUGCUUUGGCCGCGGUGCCGGCGGCUGGGGCAGCCUGUGGAAGCGUGGCCACCAUGGCAGGAGAUGCGCGCGUGUCGCCAGCACCCAGGUGGCCGCCCUCGCCCACCCCGGCGGCGCAGCCGGCGCAGCCGCAGCAGCCGCAGCCCGCGGUGAAGCCCAAAGCGGCCCCGCUGCUGCCGCUGCCAGCGGCGCGGCACAAGGCGGCGCGGUGA